Messenger RNA from Dracunculus medinensis (Guinea worm), 1494 nucleotides. The record is from the annotation of a GenBank genome assembly. Lineage: Eukaryota; Metazoa; Nematoda; Chromadorea; Rhabditida; Dracunculidae.
AUGAUGAAGUCAUUGAUCCCCUUAAAACUUUAUUUAUUUCAUUCUUACUUAAUGAGAAUUUUCAGUGAAUUUGCCAUUUUUUCGCGGACAAUUUAUUUCGCUGAAAUUAUGGAUGCUUCUCUGGAAAUCGAUGAUCAUUUACACUGCAUUUAUUGUUAUCGGAUUGACUGUAACUACAAUAAAUGUUUUAUUAUUUGUUGCCCGGAAUGUUCUGUUCGACUUCAUGCGUGCAAAUUAGAAGACCACUUUCUUAUAUGCCCUAAGGUGUUGGUAUAUUGUCCGAAUAGCACGUAUGGAUGUAGGAAACGUAUUUUUCGAGAUAAAAUUGCUACACAUUUGCACAGAUGUUGCGCUUCGGUAGUCGUCUGUGCCAUUCAGUGGAAUCGGAAAGUGGUUAGCAGCUAUGCAAAGCGUAAAAUGAAACGCUUCGCAAAGGGCCUCGACAAAUUUAGCGAUCGAAUUCGUAUCGAUGCAUCAGAGAUUGACAUUUGUGAGACUGUUCGAGAUCAGGAAGUUUUACUUGAUUCAUAUCGCACAAGUCGCCAAGAUCGUAAACGCCUAACAGAUUAUCAUAAUCCUUGUCACCCUCCGUUACCUCUAAGGAUCGCAUUACAAAAGCAAGAAACAUUCAUUGAUGAAGAUAGUAGUGAUGAUGAAAAUCGAGCUAAGGCAUUGCAACUGAAAAAAAAGAAAUCACCGUUCGAAAACUGCUACAUUUGCAAAACGGAUCCAUCAAGUCAACACUUACAUACACUUGGAAAUUACAUUCAGUCGGAAAAAGACAAUCUGGAUGCAAUUUUGCCACAAAUUCAAAUCACUUCAAUUCCUCGAUUUUAUCUUGAACGCAGAAUUUUUGUGAACAUUAUUCGAGAAAGGAUAUCGAUGUUUGUUAAGAAGGAUGAGAAUUUGCCAUUCGUACGAAAAGGAAUUGCAGUUUACACGUUCAUUUGUAACGAUUGUUAUCGUCGAGAUGAAUAUAGCAAUCAUUAUAAAUUUUCGCAUAUGGAAAAUGAUGAAUUUAUCGGUAGAUGUCCUUCGUUUCCUUCCGGAUGUCCAUUUUAUUACCACAAAAAAAAGCCUAAAUGGGGAUCAUUAAGAUACAAUUCGUAUACGUCAAGUGUGGUUCACUGCGGUUCGGAGGUGGAAAACGUCCACGAAGAGCCAAACGCUACGAUUUAUUCGAUGUGUGAAAUGCCGUUCGAUGUGCUUUAUGCAAUCGUUGAUUAUCUCGACAGUGGUUCACUUCGUUGCCUUUCAGCUGUUAAUCGACAAAUGCGUAAAUUCUGUUUCAUUUAUUUCAAUCACUUGGCAAUGGUGCAUAUAAAAUGGAUGAAAUCAGAUACAAAUCAUUGGUUUAGAAAAUGUUUCGUAAGUUUCACAUUUCUUUACAUUAUAAAUCACCGCCAGCGCUACCACCAUUUCACUAAUUAUUUCAUGCAAUUUCAGCUAACUGGCUUUUGUCAAUUGGUUAGAGCUGGGCAUUGCUUUGGCUGA